Messenger RNA from Drosophila suzukii, 1772 nucleotides. It is a transcript of the gene bb8, whose product is annotated as big bubble 8. Gene Ontology annotation, cellular component: mitochondrion. Gene Ontology annotation, biological process: L-glutamate catabolic process. Gene Ontology annotation, molecular function: L-glutamate dehydrogenase (NAD+) activity. The record is from RefSeq and is a predicted model, not a curated record. NCBI's taxonomy places the organism in Eukaryota, Metazoa, Arthropoda, Insecta, Diptera, Drosophilidae.
GUUUAUAUUUCAAAGUGGUCAAGAUAUAUAUUUAUUUUUUUGAAUUUUUCUGAGAGAUUUCCAAAUUUUCUUUAACAUUUAUUUGUGUUCUAAUUUCCUGUUGACUCUCCAGGAUGUUUCGCAAUCUGUCAACCCUUCUUAGCAAAAUGCGGCGCCUUAGCCCUAAGCAAAUUUCAGUUCGCUACGAGCACAAAAUGCCUGAAAACCUCAAAAAAGUCGAGACGGACAAGGACCCUGAGUUCUCUGCCAUGGUAAUGUACUACUACCACAGGGCCGCCCAGACCAUGGAGCCUGCCUUGGUCAAGGAAAUGGAAAAGUACCCUCAUAUGAAGCCCGAGGAGCGUCAGGCACGAGUUAGCGCUAUUCUUAACUUGCUCGGAAACGUCUCAACCUCGGUAGAGGUCAAUUUUCCCAUUGUCCGCAAGAAUGGGACGUACGAAAUUAUUAGCGGUUAUCGUUCUCAUCAUGUACGUCAUCGUCUGCCGCUGAAAGGGGGAAUCCGGUACGCUCUAGAUGUGGACGAACACGAGGUAAAGGCCCUCGCAGCUAUAAUGACAUUUAAGUGCGCGUGCGUAAAUCUUCCAUACGGUGGAUCCAAGGGUGGAGUAUGCAUUGACCCCAAGCAAUAUACCGUAGAUGAGCUGCAGACGAUCACGCGUCGAUAUACGAUGGAGCUGCUAAAGCGUAAUAUGAUAGGUCCAGGCAUUGACGUUCCGGCACCGGAUAUGAACACUGGUCCUCGUGAGAUGUCCUGGAUUGUGGAUCAGUACCAAAAGACCUUUGGCUACAAGGACAUUAAUUCCUCAGCUAUUGUCACUGGAAAGCCAGUGCACAUUGGGGGUAUUAACGGUCGACACUCGGCUACGGGAAGGGGCGUGUGGAAGGCUGGUGAUCUCUUUCUGCAGGACAAGGAGUGGAUGGAUCUGCUCAAGUGGAAGACAGGCUGGAAGGAUAAGACGGCCAUUGUGCAGGGUUUCGGUAAUGUGGGAUCCUUUGCGGCUAAGUUCGUUCAUGAGGCGGGCGCCAAGGUCAUCGGGAUCAAGGAGGUCGAUGUUUCCCUUUACAAUAAAGAUGGCAUCGAUAUCAACGACCUUCUUGAGUACAAGGAGGAAAAGAAGACCAUUAAGGGCUACCCCAAGGCUGAGGAGUCCAAGGAGGAACUGCUGACGGCCGAGACCGAUAUCCUAAUGCCCUGCGCCACCCAAAAGGUGAUUACCAGCGAAAACGCCAAGGACAUCAAGGCCAAGCUGAUUCUGGAGGGCGCCAAUGGACCCACCACUCCCUCUGGAGAAAAGAUCUUGUUGGACAAGGGAGUGCUCCUCGUGCCCGAUCUAUAUUGCAAUGCUGGCGGUGUGACUGUAUCCUACUUUGAGUACCUGAAGAACAUAAACCAUGUGUCCUACGGCAAAAUGAACUCUAAAACCACGUCCGAACUAAUUAUCGAACUGAUGAACUCGAUAAAUGAGUCACUGUGUCAGUGCCCCGAUGCUUCAUUUCCUGAAAUUAAGCCCAACAAGAAACUAAAAAAAAUUCGCGAGUGCACCACGGAGGCGGACAUUGUCGAUUCCGCCCUUCAGACUGUGAUGGAGGCUGCGGCUCUUGGCAUCAAGCAGAUGGCCCACAAAUUUGAGUUGUGCAACGAUCUGCGCCGAGCCGCAUACGUUUGGUCCUCCUUCAAAAUUUUCCAGGCUAUGGAAAGCUCUGGGAUUUCUCAACAGUAAUGCUGCGUCAUUAAAAGUUUUAUAAAACCUGAAAUAUUUAAGAAUUAAGUA